Molecule: messenger RNA, 564 nt
Organism: Sitodiplosis mosellana (orange wheat blossom midge)
Lineage: Eukaryota; Metazoa; Arthropoda; Insecta; Diptera; Cecidomyiidae
Product: outer dense fiber protein 3-B-like
Exons: 2
Coding region: 68-433 (121 amino acids)
Source: RefSeq, a predicted model, not a curated record
CGAUUACUUGUUCGAAGAUAAAGUUCAAAUCAUUGUUAGCAGAAAAUAAAAAAAAAGUAUCAAAAUUAUGUCACAACAUUGCCGUCCAAGUCCAGCAAGGUACACACUACCGCCAACCGUGGGUUACAACGGCCACGAUAUACGGAAGCAAAGGAUGCCGGCUUAUACAUUUGGAGCGCGAUUUGCCGAUCGAGAAAAAAUCGAAAGCCCUGGCCCCAAUACAUACGGUUUGCCGUCAACACUAGCCGGAAAAGAUCAAACCGUUCAAAGAGCCCCAGCGCAUACGAUGCAUGCUAAAUUCGACAUAAAGGAUCAUAUCUUCGCUCCCGGACCAAACACUUACGGACUACAAAAUUUUAAACCGGGAACACGAGCACCCGUUUAUACUUUAGGAGCGAAAAUACCUCCAUUGCAUCAAACAACCGAAUGUUGAACUGGAUACCUUAGCUAUGGAUGGCAUAGUACCGAAAUUUGUAGCGAACAACUUUGAUUGCGAAAUUAAAUGUAUAUUAUAUAUAACGAUGUAAAAUUUAUUUUGAAUAAAAAAGGAUGUUGCAAAUAAAA